Molecule: messenger RNA, 1373 nt
Organism: Thermothielavioides terrestris NRRL 8126
Lineage: Eukaryota; Fungi; Ascomycota; Sordariomycetes; Sordariales; Chaetomiaceae
Exons: 4
Coding region: 150-1211 (353 amino acids)
Biological process (GO): signal transduction; cell division; positive regulation of protein phosphorylation
Cellular component (GO): nucleus; cytoplasm
Molecular function (GO): protein kinase activator activity
Source: RefSeq, a predicted model, not a curated record
AUCAGUAAACAAUCUCACAAACGUGCCCAUUCAACGCUGCACCAACCCAGGGAACAGCACAGUUUGGAUUAUUCCGACCCCCUGCUCGCUUGUGCAGACCCGGCUUGUUUCUCGUCCACCACUUUUACUGUUUUCCAUUCACGGCAGCCAUGUCUAACCUCUUCUCUGGAAUCAACGCUCGCUUCCGCGGCCAGAGAAGCCCAAACUCACCAGGCACAUCCUCGCCGAGCCCGGAGCAACAAGCACAAGCCCAGGCGCAAGCACAAGCAGCGGCUUCUGCUCCGGCCAAUGCUCCCCAAGGAAGCCAGCCUUCCCCUUCAUCAAAUCUUGCAGUGAAGCUCCCGCCGCUCCCCACCUCGCCAUCACUUGCUGAGACCAUCGGCAUGGACCAGGCCAGUGGCAUGAUGCAGACAGCCGAAGAGAUUCUCGCCUCAUAUCAUCUUCCUGCCGUCAAGCCCCUCUGGCUCAAUGCCAACUAUGCAAAGCACAUCGUCAAGGGCAACUUUAUGACGCUGAGUGCGAAGCCCAAGACGGUGGAGAUGGGAGAGUGGAUUGCACACCAAGUUGUCGAACACUGGAGGAUGUUGAUCACUUUUAUCCGCUUGGUUCACGACAAGGAGGAAGACGGCUCCACCAUCUGCAACGCUAGGAGAUGUCCCAAAAUGUCGGCGGGAGCCAAUCACUCCUUUACCUGGCUGAACUCACGGCUUCAGCCCGUCGAGAUCGCCGCCCACGAGUAUCUAACGCUGGUUCAGCGGUACAUCACGGGCAAGAUUGACGAUACCAACAUCUUCCCCACGGACCCCGCCGGUGUCUCAUACGCCGACAACCCGGCUUUCUGCACUCCGUUGCCCGAGUCGGGCCAGGACUGGAUAGGCAAGCGGAGCGGGUUCCCCCAGAACUUCAUGGAGACCUGCCAGACCAUCUUCCGGCAGAUGUUUCGCGUCUACGCGCAUCUCUACUGGUCGCACUUCGAGGAUAUGUUUUGCCUGAACCUCGAGAAGUCGAUGAACAGCUGCUUCAGCCACUUCAUCCUGACGUCAACCACGCUCAACCUGCUCAAGAAAACAGAUCUCGAGCCCAUGCAGCCGCUGAUCGAUCUCUGGGCGGCUCUCGGGACGUUCCCUCAGGGCUCCAAGGCCUUCGAAAUAGCGAACCUCCAGGUUGGGCAACUGCUUGUGCAGAAGGCUGGCGGGCCGCCAGCGAACUGAAAAAGAGGCGCCAGGAGGGCGAGCAGGCGUGUUUUGCAUAGAGGAAGCGAUCAGAUGCCGGGUUGCACGUCUUACACUGCGCCGGUCAACACUCGCAAGUUUCCACCCGAGGACGGGUUCAUUGGCAGCAGGCAGAGAAACAAAGCAUAUACCCCGUGGUCC